This is a messenger RNA of Thyridium curvatum, 1023 nucleotides long. RefSeq lists its product as uncharacterized. The coding region runs from base 1 to 1023 and encodes 340 amino acids. The transcript has 6 exons. Lineage: Eukaryota; Fungi; Ascomycota; Sordariomycetes; Thyridiales; Thyridiaceae. The record is from RefSeq and is a predicted model, not a curated record.
AUGGACGUCAGCCUGGCCCAAGGUGACACACGCCUCCUUGCCUCGCGUUGUCGCGUCUCUCCACCCAUCUCAGCCGACUCCAGCCUGUCUGACUUUCUCAAGCCGGGUGGCGCCCUUUUUCGUCCUCAAUCUUCAGAUCUGUCAUCAGAUCAAUCAUCAGCUUUCGGGCUGGCAUCACCAGAUCAAUCAUCAACAGCCUUCAAGCUGCCGUUCGCAGACCAAUCCUGGGUUCCUGUCCUCAAUCAUCAGAUCACGACUUGUACUAUCGCGUUGUACUAUCGCGCUGUACAUCAUCGGGAAGAGCGCUUGGUUCCCCCUGCAGGGGUUGCCAUUGGCCAGACCCAUCAGGAGCGGGUCAACUACCUCACUCGGGCCCGUAGGGUCAUCGUCACCAACCUUCUUGUUCAAUACAAGAAGCCGGAGCAGUUCCGGCAGAUGGCCAUUGUUGCCGCCCGCGAGCCAGAGCUUGACGAGUUCCUAGCAUUUCUAGAGUCUCAUGCUGUUGCUAUGACACCAGAACUCAAGAAAGACGGCAAGGUCGAUGUCACCCUGAACGCGGUGAUCGAUCCGGGCAUGAAGGUCCCGGAUCACUUCGUUCAGCGGAGCCAGGCCCUCCUCGACAAGUUCGAGGACGAGAGUUGGGGUGGUGAGAGUGACGUUGACGACGAGGCGGAGGACGACAUGGAGGGCGAGGAGGCGACGGAAGAGGCCUCGACUUCUGCUGCAUCCCCUCGGUGGCGCUUGACGUCCUCGGCACGCAAUACUCGAGGUGGCCUCCGUCCUGAAGGCGGUACUCCCGCCUGCAGACGGCCCCAUGGAUCCCCCGUACGGCAGCGUGCCUCAGUGCCGGCCUUGGGCGGCGUGUUCAUGGGUGAAGGGAAACUGAGGCACACAAGCAAGCGGUUCAGUGACUCGUCAGCAGUCUGCAGCCAGGCUGCUGCCGCUGAGGACCAGCCUGGUGCUUCCGAGGAUCAGCCCACUUCCAACAACUUCAUGUCCCAUCGGUCGAAUUGCUCUGGUUAA